This is a messenger RNA of Drosophila rhopaloa, 3035 nucleotides long. Its product is annotated as feline leukemia virus subgroup C receptor-related protein 2. The record is from RefSeq and is a predicted model, not a curated record. Gene Ontology annotation, biological process: heme export; transmembrane transport. NCBI's taxonomy places the organism in Eukaryota, Metazoa, Arthropoda, Insecta, Diptera, Drosophilidae. Gene Ontology annotation, molecular function: heme binding; heme transmembrane transporter activity. Gene Ontology annotation, cellular component: membrane. The transcript has 11 exons. The coding region runs from base 413 to 1858 and encodes 481 amino acids.
UUCCUCCCCAAAGUGUUGGCUCUUAGAGAAGCAAAACCAGAGGCAGCAGCAGCAGCAGAGUCCGCAGAAAAGGAGGGAACUUUUUGCAGUGCAGAGCAAAUAUUUAAAGUGCCCAACUACAACGCUAUCGCAUUUUAGCGCGCCAACCGAAGAUAUCCGGCUAUAUCCUGCAUCCUGCCAGGGAAGAGUGAAGGACGCGGCAAAGGAACUCAUUUCGAAAAUCAGCUUUAAGCAAGUACGACUACCCUCAGUUAUUCUGAUUGUUGAGGAGAAGAACAGAGAGCAAACCACCACAGAAAUUUAACCAACACCACCGAUCACGGCAAUCGCUGCCACAGCACAACCGCCCAAAAUUUACACCAGUCCCCGCCGCAAGUAGCGCGACCUCCAACCACCCACCACCACCCACUGGAUGGAUCUGAAGCACGGCGCCAGUGGUGCUGCCGAGAACAGCGAGACCUUCGUAGCCACCAGCAAGUCCACAGACAUGAUCACGCCCAAGGAGAAGGAGGGCAAGGCGGCCAAGGCGUCGGGCGGCCCAAACGCUCCAGCCGAAGGCUACAAAGUCUACGCCCGACGCUGGGCGGUGCUCAUUCUCUUUGUGUUCUAUUCAUCCUCGAAUGCCAUGCAGUGGAUACAAUACACCAUCAUUAACAACAUAAUAACACGAUACUAUGGCAUCAGCGAUAAAUGGGUGGACUGGACGUCCAUGAUUUAUAUGAUCCUCUACAUACCGCUCAUAUUCCCCGGCAGUUGGUUUUUGGAUAAAGUGGGUCUUCGCAUAACCGCCCUAGUUGGAAUUGUGGGCACAUGUAUUGGGGCCUGGAUCAAGGUAUUUUCGGUGGAUCCCUCGCUCUUCUACGUGAGCUUCAUUGGCCAGUCGAUCGUGGCCUUGGCCCAGGUGUGCAUCCUAUCGCUUCCCGCCCGACUGGCUGCAGUGUGGUUCGGUCCGGACCAGGUGUCCUCGGCCACCAGCGUGGGCGUCUUUGGCAACCAGCUGGGCGUGGCCGUCGGUUUUGUGCUGCCGCCCAUGCUGGUGCCAAAUUCACCGGAUCUGGAGACGGUGGGCAGUGAUCUGCAGAUGAUGUUCUACUUAGUGGCCGGUCUCACCAGCAUCCUGCUCGUCUUGAUGGUGUUAUUUUUCCAGGACAAACCGCCCACUCCACCUUCCGCCGCCCAGGAGGCGGCCCAAAUUUUGGAGAGCUCUGGAGAAGAGCAGGUCAGCUUCAUGCAGUCGCUGAAGAACCUGAUGACCAACCGGAACUUCAUCUUCCUGCUUCUCUCCUACGGCAUCAAUGUGGGCGUCUUCUACGCCAUCUCAACGCUCCUGAAUCCGGUGGUGCUGAAGUAUUAUCCCGGCCACGAGGUAGACGCCGGACGUAUUGGCCUCAGCAUUGUGCUGGCCGGAAUGCUGGGCUCCGUGGUAUCGGGUGUUGUGCUGGAUAAGACGCACAAGUUCAAGGAGACGACGCUGGCGGUCUACGCGCUAUCCAUGGUGGGCAUGUGGAUCUUCACCUUCACUCUGAACACGGGACACAUUGCGGUGGUCUAUUUGACGGCAUCGCUGUUGGGCUUCUUUAUGACUGGCUACCUGCCGGUGGGCUUUGAGUUCGGGGCCGAGCUUACGUUUCCGGAGCCGGAGGGCACCUCCUCUGGCCUGCUGAAUGCCUCCGCCCAGACCUUUGGCAUCUGCUUCACGCUCUUCUACUCGGAGUUGUUCACCACGUUCGGGGACAUUGCGGCCAACAUAACCAUGGCCGUGAUGCUGAUUGUGGGCACCAUUAUAACGGCCACCACCCAGUCGGAUCUGCGGCGCCAGAAUGCCCAGGUGCCCGCCAGCGGGGCUGGCAAUCCGUAGGGAACUCAUGCCGGCCCGGCGACUGUCUUUUAUGUAUAGUAUUCUACGCAUAUCGUUUUACUAUUUACUGUUUAAUUUAUUUAAUUGUUUACUGUACAUUCCGUUGUAGCCUUAAGUGUUGAAUUUUAAAAUGUUCAUUAAAGGUGCAUGGCAACACACACUCACGAACACAAGCACACACACACGAAUAUGAGUAAGCUUAGGCAAUUAUUUUUAAAUUUUAUAUUGGCCACCGAUUAAGGUUUAGUGCAUAGGUUAGAUGAAUCUAAAUUCAGCAACCCCAAGACUUGCAUCGAAAUUAAGCUUUAUUAUUGCGUUGCAACUGCUCACCAACAACAAACACACAAGUACAGACAAGUGUUAUAUGGAAAUAUCCUUCAGUAUUAUACCCCUAAUAUUCUAGCGAACGUUGACAAUUUGAUUGCUAAACGGAAUAUCCAAAACAGUUUGAGGCAAUGUAACCGAAUCCAGCGAAUGCAUUAACGAACAGUAGCGUCUCCCGUCUUCAAUUGUUCCCUCCUUUCGCAACAGAAUGUGUAUAUAAUAUAUAUAAUUGUAUUCCGGACCCGAUCCAGCGAGAGCGCUACUGUUGUACAAAGCACAAGUAUAUCCUGCAUAUCUGGCAAACUGUAAUAAUUUUGGAGAAUUUACAACUAAAAGCAGAUUCAAGUCAAAAUAUAUACCAAUACAAAAUAUAUCUAUACAUUUGAUAAUGUUGUGAACUAGAGGAAACCCACAUUAAAAAACAUCGCCGGCGGCAAUUCGUAGUCGACAUUUUGUAGAUAGCCUUUAGGCCGACGGCCAAAUGACAUACGUAAGGAUGUUAUCUCCAAACAAGAGUCAAUUCAGAUGGCCAGAGAAUCAGACACACUGAACUACCUGACAUGAACCACCUACACAGUACACAUAAACCACCCGAGCCGUCAAACGAAACGGAUACGGAGAAUCCUGGUGCCGGAUCGGAGUUUGGCACUAGAACAGCCGGCGUCGUGAUACCACGCAAGCUUUAACUCUCACUUGUUGUUAGAUUCGGAAUGGUCAGAGACACAAAGAUAGUUAACACGCGGAAUCCACGUAGCCACUUCUUCAUAGCCACGAGUUCUUGCAAAACGAUAUAUGUGAAUGUAAAUGUGUACGUGUAUAAAAGUAUUCAAUAAACUAUAAACUAUUCAGUGUA